AUGUGGGUUGUUUAUUCGGUUGCUGCAGCUGGCUUCCUGUGCGCUAUCAUCGCGUGGCACCGUCAUUCGCGCCGCGACGCCAAUGAGCUCCCAGAGGGCCCUCGGUGUUACCCCUUACUAGGCAUGCGCUUGCUAACACACCCCGAGCGAACACUUCACAGAUGGGCCCAGGAUUAUGGGUCGCUUUACUCUUUCACAAUCGGCAACCAGCGCUUUGUCGUAGUGUCAGAUCCGGAAAUUGCGAAGUUUUUCUUAUCCAGUAGAGGUUCCAUCUGCUCUGACCGCAAAAAAAUGUUUGUCGAGAACCACACUAUAUUCAAGGGCAGAGAUAUCAUGUCUAACCCAUACGGAGACACCUGGCGCAGGAAUCGCAAGCUGGCGACGAUCUCGUUGGGCCGGCAAGACAUCAACCAGCAAAUCGGCGUUCUCGAUUCGCAAACAACAAAAAUGAUCCGAACACUGUACACGGAUGGUGCAAAUGAGGAGCGCCUGCACCCCCAAAUUGCCAUCAAACGCUGCUCGCUCAGUUGCAUAAGCGCCAUCACAUUCGGCUCUUCCGAGAUUUCUGUCGCGCAUUCCCAAGUUCUAGCCCUCUCGCGUGAGUUCAUGAACAUAACCGGCCCCAUGUCCAAUCUAGUUGACUUUGUACCUGUAUGGCUACAAAACUACCUACCCUGGAAAAAGAAACUUCGCGGAAAAAAAUUGCACGCAUCGCUCAUGGAUACAUACGGUCGCGAGGUGAAGCGCGUUGAGUACGACAUGGAGAACGAUGUGUAUGUCGGAGAGUGCUUGGUUAAGACCAUGAUCACCAGGAAGAACAAGGAUCAAUUAGACGAUUUAGACAUGAUUAUGAUGGCUUCAGAGUUCAUGCUGCACGGUUUGGAGGCUACUACAUUGAUCAUAGAAUGGUUUAGUGCGCUAAUAUCCUCCCAUGCCGACGUCCAACGCAAAGCUCAUCAAGAACUCGACCGCAUCGUUGGCCGCAGCCGCCUUCCUAACUUAGAGGACGAGGCUAAUUUACCUUAUUGCCGGGCCAUCGUUAAGGAAGUGGAGCGAUGCCAUAAUCCAUUCUGGCAAGGCAUUCCACAUGCGACCAGCAAAGACCUUGUAUACAACGAUAAGCUCAUUCCAGCCAGGUCAGUCUUAGUGUUGAACACAUGGAGUAUGCAUCAUGAUCCAGAUAGAUGGCUCGAUCCCUACAAAUUUAAUCCUGACCGUUAUCUUGACGACCACCUUUCCUCGGCCGAGUCUGCAAGACGGAACAAUCCGCGUCUGCGCGACCACUGGACCUUUGGCGCUGGCCGGCGCAUCUGCCCCGGGAUGCACGUUGCACAACGUCAAAUCUGGCUCGCCGUAACGAAGAUGCUUUGGGCAUUUGAACUGCAAGAGGUGCCAGACCAGUCUGUUGACCUGGAAGAGUACGAUGAUGGAAGUGGACGGAGCCCUCUCCCGUUUAAGAUUAAACUUCGGCCUAGGUUCAAGGAGGUUGACAAAGUGAUCACUGAAGCCGACACAUCUUGGAAUUAG
This is a messenger RNA of Exserohilum turcica Et28A, 1527 nucleotides long. RefSeq lists its product as uncharacterized. The transcript is spliced from 4 exons. The coding region runs from base 1 to 1527 and encodes 508 amino acids. Lineage: Eukaryota; Fungi; Ascomycota; Dothideomycetes; Pleosporales; Pleosporaceae. The record is from RefSeq and is a predicted model, not a curated record. Gene Ontology annotation, molecular function: heme binding; monooxygenase activity; iron ion binding.